AUGGCUGCUGUUGAACCUCCUGCUCCGGCUCCAGUUCCGGCUCCUGCUGCAGUAGAACCUACUUUGCCUCACCACGACGUCAAGCUCUUCAACCGCUGGAGCUUCGACGACGUCCAGGUGAGUGACAUCUCCCUGGCCGAUUACGUUGGAGUGGUGCCAGCGAAACACGCCACUUAUGUGCCUCACACUGCUGGGAGGUACUCAGUGAAGCGAUUCAGGAAGGCCCAGUGCCCCAUUGUUGAGAGGCUUACGAACUCUCUUAUGAUGCACGGAAGAAACAACGGGAAGAAGCUCAUGGCUGUCAGAAUUAUUAGGCACGCCAUGGAAAUCAUCCAUUUGCUCACUGACCUCAACCCAAUCCAAGUCAUUGUUGAUGCUGUUGUUAAUAGUGGUCCUCGUGAAGAUGCCACUCGUAUUGGGUCUGCUGGAGUUGUUAGGCGUCAGGCUGUGGAUAUCUCACCCUUGAGACGUGUUAACCAGGCAAUCUAUUUGCUUACAACCGGUGCUCGUGAGUCAGCUUUCAGGAACAUCAAAACCAUUGCUGAAUGCUUGGCUGAUGAACUGAUUAAUGCUGCAAAGGGUUCCUCUAACAGUUAUGCUAUCAAGAAGAAGGACGAGAUUGAAAGAGUUGCUAAGGCUAACCGUUAA
Molecule: messenger RNA, 648 nt
Organism: Prunus armeniaca (apricot)
Lineage: Eukaryota; Viridiplantae; Streptophyta; Magnoliopsida; Rosales; Rosaceae
Source: the annotation of a GenBank genome assembly